This is a messenger RNA of Boleophthalmus pectinirostris (great blue-spotted mudskipper), 8373 nucleotides long. Its product is annotated as kinesin-like protein KIF21A. Gene Ontology annotation, molecular function: ATP binding; microtubule motor activity; microtubule binding. The record is from RefSeq and is a predicted model, not a curated record. Gene Ontology annotation, biological process: mitotic spindle organization; microtubule-based movement. Lineage: Eukaryota; Metazoa; Chordata; Actinopteri; Gobiiformes; Gobiidae.
AACCCCGCACAGCUCCAGGACACCGGCUCCAGAGGACAGCGGCGCGCCCUGACUCCGUGUCCGCCCCACAGAGCAUCGUCCCCGGCCUCAGCUGUGCCCUCGCCCCGCUGGAGCCUCCGGAGCGCGACCAAAACGCGAACAUGACGGAAUGACGCUUCCACACGGCAGUUCGCAGGAAUAACGGGACUUUAUCUGUAGAUUUGUUUUUAUUUUUCACUGCGUGCACGCGGAGACAUGAGCGCGGACGAGAGCUCGGUGCGCGUGGCCGUCAGGAUCCGCCCCCAGCUGCCCCGGGAGCGUGUGGAGGGCUGCCACGUGUGCACUGCAGUGACACCGUCUGAACCACAGGUGGUGUUAGGCUCGGACCGUGCCUUCACCUUUGACCUUGUGUUCGACAUGGACGCCACACAGGAGCAGGUGUACCACAGCGCCACACACAAGCUGGUGGAGGGAUGUCUGCAGGGGUACAACGCCACUGUGCUCGCAUACGGACAGACUGGCUCGGGGAAGACAUACACGAUGGGCACCGGGUUCGAGGUUGGCGUUUCAGGCGAGGAGGUGGGCAUUAUUCCACGUGCCGUCCGCCAUCUUUUCACCGCCAUCGAAGAACGAAAACGAACCGCCACCGAACAAGGAUUAACCCCCCCAGAGUUCAAGAUCAAUGCACAGUUUUUAGAGUUGUACAAUGAGGAGGUUUUGGAUUUGUUCGACUCGACUCGAGAUAUGAAACAAAAAUCUCAAAUCAAAAUCCACGAAGACCCGAAUGGAGGAAUCUACACUGUGGGAGUGACCACGCGGCAAGUCCAGUCAGAGUCCGAGAUGAUCCAGUGUCUGAAGUUGGGGGCUCUCUCGAGGACCACAGCUAGCACACAGAUGAACGUUCAAAGCUCCAGAUCUCACGCCAUCUUCACCAUUCACGUGUGCCAAGUGCGAGUCUGCACCAACAACAACGAGGAACAGGAUAACCGUGUGUCUCAGUCGGAGGUGGACGAGUAUGAGACUCUCACAGCAAAGUUCCAUUUUGUGGAUUUGGCCGGAUCUGAAAGACUGAAGAGAACCGGAGCAACUGGAGAGAGAGCCAGAGAGGGAAUCUCUAUCAACUGCGGACUGUUGGCUCUGGGGAACGUGAUCAGCGCUUUGGGAGAUCGGACAAAACGGUCGUGUCAUGUCCCGUAUCGAGACUCCAAACUCACACGUCUCCUGCAGGACUCUCUGGGAGGAAACAGUCAGACAGUGAUGAUCGCCUGCAUCAGCCCCUCAGACAGUGACUUCAUGGAGACACUGAACACACUGAAAUACGCCAACAGAACACGGAACAUACGGAACCGCGUGAUGGUGAACCAGGACCGGGCUAGUCAGCAGAUCAGCGCACUUCGGACCGAGAUCGCACGGCUGCAGAGGGAGAUACUGGAGUACAGGACGGGAAAGCGUGUCCCCGGGGAGGAUGGCGUGGACUGCUUCAGUGACAUGUUUCAUGAAAAUUCAAUGCUUCAGACAGAGAACAGUAACCUGAGGGUCAGAGUGAAAGCCAUGCAAGAGACUAUAGACGCACAGAGGAGCAGGCUGACCAAUCUGAUCAGCCAACAGGCCCUGAUAAAGACAGGAGACGAGGGCUCAGAGGAGAUUGGGACCAUGAUCCAGGGAUACAUCAAGGAGAUCGAAGACCUGAGGGCAAAGCUUCUGGAGAGUGAGGCAGUGAAUGAGACUCUUCGUAAAAGUGUGAAUCGAUCCUCCAGUCGACCGUUUUAUUCUGGUCCAGAAAAAGAGACUGACGACAUCAUUGAGCUUGCUAAAAAAGACCUGGAAAAACUCAAAAGGAGAGAGCGCAAAAAGAAGAAGAGGCUGCAACUCUUAUCAGAGGACAGAGACACAGAGGAGAAGGAGGAGGACUCCAGUGUAAACAAAGAGGAGGAACCUGACAAUGAGCAGAAGUGCCCAGAGAAGGAGGAAGAGAAGGAGGAGGAGGGGGAGAAGGAGGAUCGCCAUGAUGACCCUGAUAUGGAUGUAGCAGAAGUGAGUGAUCAUGAUGAAGUGGAGGAAGAGGAGGAGAUGGAGGAGGAGGAAAGCUCAGAGUCUGACUCUGAGUCUGAUGAGAAAGAGCACUUCCAGGAGGACCUGGCCAACAUCACGUGUGAAAUCGCCAUCAAACAGAAACUCAUUGACGAGUUAGAAAACAGCCAGAGACGACUCCACACUCUGAAACUACAGUAUGAGCAGAAACUACUACUACUGCAGUACAAGAUACAAGAGACACAGCAGGAGAGGGACAAAGUACUGCACAACAUGACUCCAGUGGACAGUGGCUCUGAGGACAGAGCCAAACGCGUCAAAGCCGAAUAUGAACGAAAACUGUCUGUGAUGAACCGAGAACUCCAGAGACUGCAGGCAGCGCAGAGAGAGCACGCCAGGCUACUGAAGAACCAAAGCCAGUAUGAGAGACAGCUAAAGACUCUGCAAGGGGAGGUGGCUGAUAUGAAGAGGACCAAGGUUCGUCUGAUGAAGCAGAUGAAGGAGCAGCAGGAGAAAAACAGAAUGAAUGAAUCUCGUCGAAACAGAGAGAUUGCCACUUUAAAGAAGGAUCAGAGAAAACAAGAGCACCAGCUGAAGUUACUGGAAGCUCAAAGACGCCAACAGGAGCUGAUCCUGAGGAGGAAGACCGAGGAGGUGAGCGCCCUCCGCAGGCAGGUCAGACCCGCUUCUGGCAGAGUUCAGAGGAAAGUCCAGGACCAAGACUCAGGACUGAGAUCUGGACCAGGGAGGACCUACUCCAGUGCCAAUGGGACCAGGUUCUCAUAUAGGAGCAGAGGGCUGUACAGCAGUAGAAUGGCCCGGACCAAAUGGCAGUCUCUGGAGAGGAGGAUCUCAGACGUGAUUCUGCAGAAGAUGACCAUCUCGAACAUGGAAUCGGACAUGAAUCGCCUGCUCAAGCAACGUGAGGAGUUGACUCGGAGGAAAGAGAAAGUUCUGAGACGCAAAGAACGUUUGCUCAAGGACUCAGGUCUGGUCCCUGGUCUGAUCCCAGAUCUGGACCCUAAGACACCAGACGUGGACCAGUCCCAAGACCAGGUUCAGUCCCAAGAUCUGCAAAAGUCCCUGAUUCCUCUAAUGGAGGAGGUGGAGGCUUUGAGUGCAAACAUCGACUACAUCAACGACAGCAUCUCCGACUGUCAAGCCAACAUCAUGCAGAUGGAGGAGGCCAAGGAGGACACAGACAGAGUAGAUGUCUCCGCUCUGAUUGGCUCCUGUUCUUUACCUGAGGCUCGUUUCCUCCUUGACCACUUCAUGAACAUGGCUGUUAAUAAGGGUCUCCAAGCAGCCCAGAGAGAAUCCCAGCUGAAGGAGGUGGAGGGCAGAUUGAGGCAGACAGAACUGACUAGUGCCACACAGAACCAGCUCCUGUUCCACAUGCUGAAGGAGAAGGCCCAACUCAACCCAGAACUGGAGGCUCUGCUCGGCUCUGCUUUGCAUGAAAAUGGAGACGACAGCAGCAGCGACGAGUCUCCACACAGUCCUUCAGCAGAGGGAAAUCCAUUAGCAUCAGAUCUGAUGAAACUCUGUGGAGAAAACAGGAGCAGGAACAAGGCUAGGAGGCGAACCGCGACUCAGAUGGAGCUGCUGUAUGCAAACACAGACCCCUCCCCCGACUCAAAUACUGCACUCCCAUUGGCUGAGACACCAGAAGGAGGCGGGGACAUGGAUAACAUUUACAAUGUUGUGUCUCCUGGUUACUCCUCCAAAAUCCCCACAAUGGGCGUCAUAAGCUCUGUCUCUGUUGGUAAACGUCAGUCCAGUCUCCAGUGUGUGAGUAUGGCAGAGGGACACAGUAAAGCCGUGCUCUCUGUCGACUGCACCAACGAGCUGCUCUUCACUGGAUCCAAAGAUCGCACAUGUAAAGUGUGGAACCUGGUGACCGGGCAGGAGAUCAUGUCUCUGGGAGGGCAUCUGAGCAGUGUGGGCUCGGUCCGGUUCAGCUCUGGUGUGGUCUUCACUGUGUCCAGCUCCUUUAUCAAAGUCUGGGAUAUCAGGGACUCAGCAAAGUGCAUCCGGACGCUCACGUCCACAGGUCAAGUCAUGACCUCUGACCCCUGUGGUCCUGGUUCAACUCGGACUCUGUCCUCAGAGACUCAAAUAAACCAGAUCUGUGUGAACCCAAAUGGGACCAGUCUGUACGCCGCGGCCGGGAACACAGUUCGGAUCUGGGACCUCAGGAGGUUCGUUUGCACAGGGAAGCUGUCAGGGCACCAGGGUCCAGUCAUGUGUCUGACCGUGGACCAAACCGAGACCAAUCAGGACCUGGUGGUGACCGGGUCAAAGGACCACUACGUCAAGCUCUUUGAGGUGACUGCGUCCUCAGUGGGGUCUUUGAGUCCCUCUUUGACCUUUGACCCUCCCCAUUAUGAUGGGAUUGAGUCGGUCCUAGUCCAGGGAGACCGGGUCUACAGUGGGUCCAGAGACACUGGACUCAAACUGUGGCACCUGCCCAGUAAAGAGCUGCUGCAGCAGGUACCCUCAGCCCACAGAGACUGGGUCAGUUCUCUGGCUUUAGUCCGGUCUGGUUUGGUCCGGUCCUCUCCGGUCUUGGUCAGCGGCUGCAGAGGAGGGAUUCUCAAACUAUGGAGCACGGACUCACUGAGUGCACUCGCAGAGGUCAGAGGUCAUGACAGUCCAAUCAACAGCAUCUGUAGCAAUGCCAGCCACCUGUUCACCGCCUCAGAUGAUCGCACAGUAAAGAUUUGGAGGUACAGAGGAGAGCUGGAGGAUUCUGUGGAGGACUGACCAAGGCCCUGACUGCAUUGCAAGGAUAGUGAAUGCAUCUUAAACGGAGGACCCUGAACGCACCGUGUCUGUCUCCUGCUUUAAACCAUUUAAGAAAGUAAAACUUAAACAAAAUGAUUUUCUCUGGUUGAAAUGAGAGAAUAAUCCCUGGUCCUGGUAAAAGAGAGAAAGUAGUUCCAGCUGGUCAAACGUUAGAUUUAAUCAUGCUGUAAAACCUAAUAUUAUGACUGAAGAACACCUUAUCAGCCCGGUCAUAAUAUUGGAAUACCCAAUAAACAUGACAUAGUAAUUUAAAUUAAAAUAACAGGUAUUCACACUUCAAACUUCGCCCCUGCAGCCAGGUGUUUCUAACCAGAAACGCCUAGCUGUAGUCAGGGCAGUCCUGCAUGAUGUCAUGUAGGACUGGAAAUUGCAAAAGCCACUGAAGGCGAACACUUAGAUUUAGGCAUUUUUGACCAAGAAGCUGCAAAUGUAACUAGUUUGCACAAAGACUGACAAAAAAAAAAAAUCCAGUAACAUUACACUAUAUUCAUAUUCACAUUCAAACAUCAUAUACACAGUUUAGUACAUGGGUAUAGUUCCACUUUAAGGGCACUUUUACACUUUUCUUGGUUUGGUCCUGGUUUGUGACCAAUUUUUCAUGUUUCUGUUCUAGUCCUGGCUUAGUCCUGGUCUAGUCCAGAUUUAGUUACCAAGUUAGUCAAAUUUUAGUUCAGAUUUUGUUGUGGUGUUUGUGCAAAUGCAAACCCACCCUAAAUCUGGAUUUUGUUCUGAUUUAGACCAGAUUAGGUUCAGUCAUGUCUCGAUUCAAACCUGGUCUGACCCUGGUUCUUUUUGCAAAAUGGGAGUUCAUGAUUUGAGUAUCAUAGUUGAUCUGUAUCAUAUUUGAGUUAUACAAACAGACUAAGGGCACUUUCUUGGUCCUUCUGUCCUGUUUUUUUGCCCAGUUUCUUGGCGCAACUGAUAUGGCCCUGUUCUAGUCAUGGUUUAAUCCUGGUUUAGUUCUGGUCUAGUCAUGCUUUAGUCCCAGUCAAGUACUUGUUUAGUCCUGGUUUAGUCCUAGAUUAAUAUCAGGUUUAGUCCUGUUCUAACUGCUCUUAUGAGGCUCCAUCACUGCACUAUUGCCUUGCCUUCAUUAGUUUAAUAUCUUUUGUCUAAGACUGUUGAUGUAACUCACUACAAAUGUCACUAAAUCUUUAAUCAAAAUUAGCACUUGAAUCUUCCUUAUAUCGUACUUGAAUUUUAGUCGCAGUCGGUUGGUAGCUGGACCUAUCAGCCUGCAUUUCACUUAAACGCGCUGUGCCUGAUUUUUCCCCAUGGAUUUGAUCUUAAUGUGUCUUGUCCAGUACAAAUACUGUAUAUUGUAUAAGCAGCUCUUGAGCUCCAAAUAAGUCCACAGUGUACUGUCUGCAUCUAAUUAUAAAGCGUUUUAUUGUCUGCAAAUUAGGAAGUGCACUAUUAUCAUGCUAGUUGUUGUUCACAUUAAUUAGGACGCUCUAAAUGCCUAAUUUAAGUGAAGAAUAACACUGAACCACCGCCAACCAUUUAAAAUGAACUAGUUCUGUUUUUCACGUUUUCAAGACAGUAAACAUUAGGUACAGCGCCUUUAAUGUCCUUCUUUAUAAAAUACUACAUGCAUUAAUCAUAAUCUUGUGACUGUUUUGACAAAUCAAGCCUAACUUUGGCCUUCUUUUAGCUUCUUUAGCGACCAAAAACGUGUGGAAAAUGUGUCUUAAAUGUCUCACUGAACCUGUAGGUGGCGCUGUGCAAUGAGUAUGAAUGGGUUUUCUUCAUGAACUGAAAAGGAGGCACUAUAUAUAAAUACAUUUAUCCGAUUUUGCUGUAAAGACUCUUUAUGUAACUUUUCUAGUGGAGGGUCAGCCACAGUCUCCAGGAAAUGUUAUUGCUUUACUUGGAAUAUUCUACAGUAUGGCAGUAAAUGUAUCUAUCUCCAUGGAAACAAGCAAGUGAAUCCAUCAGGUUAAGUUACAGGUCAGAUCUGUGGAAAGACAAGACCAUUCACAGUGACAAUGCAUGAUUUUCAAAAGAUUUUUGGCAGUAAAAACACACUGUAUUAAAUUAAUACAAGAUAGAUACAUUUAACACUGCAGACAAAGCAAUAACAUCUCCGUGGAGACAAGCAGGUAGCAAAUACUUCAAUUCUAGAAAAGUUACAUAGUGAGCCUUUAAGAUACCAUGAUAUUAUGAUUGAGCUAAAAUAAUACUGGCAUAAAUUAUAUCACACGUCUAUGCAUGGUAACAUCUACAAUGAAUUAAAUAAAUAAAUGACAUAAAGUCAAAUUAGACAUGUACCCACAGCUUCUCACAUUCAUACAGGCAAGGAAGUAUCUUGCCCAAGGAUACAAUGUCAGUACAGCUUCUUGGCUAGUGAGCAAAAUCUCAACCCACAAAACUAUAAUGAUAGUACAGGGUUAGAUCUUUUAUAGAUGAUUUGUUAUGCCAGUCCUGGUUCAGUUCAUCUUUCAUCUGGUUUAUUCCUGGUUUCUUUAUCCUGGAUUAGUUCUUGUUCUGACCUGGUCCAGUCCUGGUUAUUCCUAGUUCAGUCCUGGUUUAGUCCUAGUUUAGUCCUGGUUUAGUUUUGGUUUAGUCCUGGUUCAGUCUUAUUUAAUCCUGGUUCUGUCCUGGUUUAGCCCUGGUUUAGAAUUUGGCUUUUUACAGAUAAUUAUUAAUAUAUACUUUUUUUUUUCUCUGUCCAUAAAAAAACACAUUCAAACUCAUGUAACUGUGUGUUUGUAACUGCACCUCCCCUAACCCCGUUCCUGCGCUCUGAUUGGCUGAGGCAGCUGUCAGUCACACGCUUUGACAUCUCUGAAUGGCUGGUUUGUUUAGGGCUAAAGUCACUGUAGCACUCUGCACUGUCUGUAUAAUUUAUUUAAUUUAAAUUACUGUGAUGUAAUCAAUAUGAGACAAGCCAUUUGAGACUGUUCUGCAGAGGACUGGACCCACACUAAGGAUACUGGGAAAUGUAGGCCUGUGUGUGUUUUUUUCUUAUGUUCUAAAUUGAUUUAAUGUUCAACAGCGGGGCUUUAACCUUGUUCUAAUGUAAUAGAAACACCCCUGGAGUUGUGUUUUGUUUCAUUCACACAUGUUUCAGUAAUCCUGAUUCCGUUCCAUGUUGUGACAUCAUCAGGUGGUGAUCCAGAAGUACUUCUCUGGAUUUUUAAAGAUUAACCCUGGAAUAUUUCUUGUAUUUUAAAAUUUAGCCCAUCUAGUAAGUGACAAUUAUUCCUGUCUAAAAAUUGAAGCCAAGAACGAAAAACAGCAUUAUAAUGUCUCAACAUGUGGUCUAGCUGUGCUCCAGUCCUGGUUGAGUCCUGGCUUGGUCCCAGUCUUGUCCUGGCCUAGUCCUGGUUAGUCCAGUCCUCUGCCUAGUGUCUGUGUAGUGAAUGUUUUUGAAUUGACUGUAUUUAAAUUUAAAGUGAAUGAAUGGGAGACCAGUUAGUCCUGGUUUAGUCCUGAUUUAGUCCUGGUUUUAAUCCGGACCUGGUCUAGUCCUGGUUUUAUUCCGAAUGUGAUUUGUGCUGAUUAUGUUGGAUGUAUUUUUGGUGACUGUGAACUGUCUGAGGCCUGCUGACA